Drosophila innubila is the source of this 779-nucleotide messenger RNA. RefSeq lists its product as uncharacterized. The transcript has a single exon. Lineage: Eukaryota; Metazoa; Arthropoda; Insecta; Diptera; Drosophilidae. The coding region runs from base 191 to 514 and encodes 107 amino acids. The record is from RefSeq and is a predicted model, not a curated record.
UUAGUUACCUUUUAUUUCGUUAUUAAGUUUUUUCGUAUACAAUGUCGUCUGCUUAAAUUUCAAAUCUUUCAUUUAUUUAGUAAUAGGAUAUAGAAUAGAAUCAAAACUAAAAUAGCUGCAAUAUUUCUCGAUCAAAAGUAUAGUCUAAAUAUUGGCAAUAACCAAAGAAAAUAAGUAUAUAAAUAGCAAUAUGUCGGAAGGACGUUCGCGUAUUAAUAUCUACGUACCGACGGUUAAUCGAUUUCCGGAACUGAAUGUGAUCGGCGGUUAUAGGGAACAGGAUGCAACAGAGUUGCCACCGUUGAGCGAGGAGAAGACAACGGAACCAUCGGCAGAUGUUAAUAUUGCAGCCGCCGUCAUGGAGGAGGAGCUGGGUAUCGGCGGUAGCGGGCGUUCACUGUACGUCAUCGAUAGCCAGGGACGUCUAUUGGAGCAUGUGCGUUACCAGGGCAACGAUUAUCGUAGCGCUUUACGUGCUGCCACAAAUGCCAUGCCAAAUCAUUGGAAGGAAUAACCACUUAAAUCCCAACCACCCACCACCAAUUUUCUCGACUCAACAAGAAAAAUAAAUUUUCAGUUUCAAUAAUCAUUCAACAUCCAUCAAAGGAUUGCCUCAGCUGUGGUAACUGCGACCUGUAUUCAAUUCGACAUCAAAUAUGAAUAUGUUUAAGUAUUCUUCAUGUAUUUGAAAUUCGAAUAUUAAGGUAAUACCUUACUGCACGCAGUCCACAUCAUCAUAGUUGUUACUUAAUAUAUUAAAUAUUGCACAAAUUUAUGUA